Echinococcus granulosus is the source of this 876-nucleotide messenger RNA. Its product is annotated as Heat shock cognate protein. Lineage: Eukaryota; Metazoa; Platyhelminthes; Cestoda; Cyclophyllidea; Taeniidae. Gene Ontology annotation, cellular component: cytoplasm. The record is from RefSeq and is a predicted model, not a curated record. Gene Ontology annotation, molecular function: ATP-dependent protein folding chaperone; heat shock protein binding; ATP hydrolysis activity. Bases 1 to 876 code for a protein of 291 amino acids. Gene Ontology annotation, biological process: protein refolding; cellular response to unfolded protein. The transcript is spliced from 2 exons.
AUGUCAACAGGUGCCGCCAUCGGCAUUGAUUUAGGAACGUCCUUCUCGUGCGUUGGCGUGUUCGAUCACGGCAGGGUGGAAAUCGUAGCCAACGAUCAGGGUCACCGCACAACGCCCAGUUGUGUGGCCUUCACAGACAAGGAGCGUUUAUUCGGUGGAGCUGCAAUGAACCAGAUGGCAAUGAACCCCACCAAUACAGUGUUCGACGUGAAGCGUCUGAUUGGACGUACUUUCGACGACGAGGCAGUGCAGGAUGGCAUGAAGCACUGGCCCUACAAAGUUGCAAAUUCAAAAGGGAGGCCUAAGAUCGAGGUAGAGUAUUGUGGUCAAACAAAGAGAUUACUUGCUGAGCAGAUCUCAUCAAUGGUGUUAGUGAAGAUGAAGGAGAUAGCAGAGGCGUAUUUGGGCGAGAAGGUCACAGAUGCGGUGAUCACUGUACCAGCAUACUUCAACGUCAAGCAACGUCAGGCUACGAUUGACGCAGGGAAAAUAGCGGGUCUGCAUGUGCUGCGUCUCAUCAACGAGCCGACUGCAGCUGCCAUUGCAUACGGUUUGGAGAGGAGGGACAAGAGGCAGUGCAAUGUGCUCGUCUUCGAUUGGGGUGGUGGCACCUUCAACGUGUCCAUCCUGUCCAUCGCAAAUGGCACAUUUGAGGUGAAGGCAGUAAGUGGUGACACGCACCUGGGUGUGUAUGAGAUGUUCAUUUUCGGAGGUGAAAGUAAACCUGUUAUGCCCGAUCCAGAGGUCGGAGGUCAUAGGCAAGCGGGUGAGGCGCAUAUGAGCAAUGGCUUGAGUGUAGUAAAAGCAGAGAUGGAUGAUCCGAACUACGCUCGGAUCCCCUGCAUUGUGUAUACAGUAUCACUAAUGGAGGACUGA